CAACCCGACGUCUUGGAGCAGAAGCUAAGGAUCAACAGAAAGUAACUUGAAGACUUUCACAAACAUGGGAUCACAAGGCUGCCUCAUAUACAAGGCCUUCGUAACGUCAUUUGUUGCCAACAUAAUUAUGAUUAUGGCACUUUGACCUGCCCUAAAGCUAGACUGAGUUUCACUUAAGAUAUUAUCGUCAACCAAGUGUUUCUUCUUACUUCUGUACAAUGCUUAUAUCAGAAUCAAAGAUCUCAGCAACAGUAGAAAGUAGUUUUCUUAAAUUAUUAACAAGCUUCUUGAAUAACAGCAGCUGGAUAUGUGGAAGUUUUUGACAUUUUGCCAUGUUAAAACCACAAACUUUUAAUGGGAUUAUAUGAGAGAGUGAUAAAUCAAGUUUGCUCCAAAGAAAGAUGACUUAAUAGAUUUUAUUGAAACCUAAAACAACACAUCACUCUGACAAUCACCAACAACAAAAUCUAAUCCUGUGACCUAUCAAAGGUUUAAUCAGUUAUCAAAGACCAUACACCUCCCCACUUUUUGACUACUUAAAAGUGUGCUUAUAUUUUAUAUGGAUGUCUGCUCUGUGGGUGUGUGUUCUUUUCAGAGUGAGGGCCUCUGGGGGGCAAUGGGUAAAAGAUGCAAAGAGGGUGAGCAUCUAGAUUCCUUGACCAGAUCAUGUGUCCCCUGUCGCAUAUUAUGUCAGCAACUGCCUACAUCCCCCAGUUGUGCCGUCUAUUGUGAGGCUGCACUCUGCAGGGCUAAGCCCGGCCACUACUACGACAGGCUGGUGAGGAGAUGUAUGAAGUGUGCAGACAUUUGUGGUAAACAUCCAGCAGAGUGCUCCCCACACUGCCCGACCCAGUCACCUCUGACGGUGACCAAAAGACUCCCUACUGAAGUUAGCAAACAGGCCGUGAACACCAAGCCACCUCUAGGACCUUUGGACCCUGCCAUCCAAUUGUACGCCCUCCUAGGUUUAUGCGCAAUACUGCUGCUUUCCAGCCUGUGUCUCGCUUUGGUUGUGUUUCUGAGGAGAGGAAAGGCCAAAAACUCAAACACCAAACCCACAAGUACCAAAAACCAGAAGCAGACGAGUGCUGUUCAGCCAGGACAAGAGUCUGGCUUUCCAGAAAGUCAGACCGGAAGAAGCCUCAAAGAUUGUCCAUCCAGCUCAUCCUAUCCCCUUUACCGUGAGUCAUCAGAGGACUCCUACCCAACGGAGACCUGUGUCUGCGUCCACUGUUUCCCUGACCUGAGGGGGCUCAGCCAGGACAGCAACAGACAGCAGAGACCAUCCUAUUCAUUCUACCAGCAGGGCAUCCUUCAUAGAGCCCACAUCCAAAACGGAGGUUCCCUGUGGACAGGGGACAGCUUGAGUGCUUCGGGUUCAAAAGCCCAACAGGAGGCAGCGGUGGGAUGAGGUCCGUCUGCAAAACUAGAGCUGGAGGAUUUCUACUUGGAAUAUUGGAGGUUGCUAGUUAAUGCACAGUUGACUGAUAAGGGAGUGCUCAGCUGUAAAACGCAGAACUUUGUGGUGACCUGCAGUAUUUUAGGCCUAACAAGCAACCAUGAUACUUUGUUCAAACUAAGAUCUAACAACGCCUGUAGCAGACACAUGAAACUUAACUUUAAGGGAUACUUUUACCUCAUGUUUCUCAAAACGUAACAUCUGUUCUGACAUUUUUCUGUAUAGUUUCUCCAUGACACCACUUAAAAUACAGUUGAGGAGCAACAAGGCAACUCUGGUUACACUGGCUUGCAACGACGUAAAAUAUCACAUUUUGUCACGCUACAAACACAGACUUAGUGGAUUUUAUUAAGAUUUUUGUGGCAAACCAACAAAAACAAGUAAUUAGUGAAGUGAGGGUAAUAUUUUCUUAAAUGUAGUAAAGUAGACCCCCGCCCAUUUUGACAUUUAGUAUUCAGUCACCUUUUUUUGCUGACUUUUUUUCCUAGAGCAUAUCUUACAUAUUCAAAAGAAAAAAGAUUUUGGGAAGAUGAAAUACUUUGAUAUGAUGCUACUUGACGUGCAAAGUAGCCAAUCCAGGAGCACCAUUCAUUUUACUUGCCACUGAUUGGAAGCCCCCCCAAAAAGUAAAGAUAAGGAAGACAGUAGAUGCUAGCAUCUGGGAAUGAUGCUAAGAUAUAUUAAUAUAUAUGAAGGUAUAUUCCAUUUUUCGACCAUUAAAAUAGGCAAUUAUGAAUGUUUUAAGAUGGGGAGUCUGAAGUAUUCACAGAUUUUAAGUAUUCGCAGGUGGUCUUAGUCCUUUGCAAAUAGCAGAGGUCGACUGUACCCAACGUUUGGCAGCAUUUUUCCUCAAAAUCCCAAUAAAUCAUGCUAAAGUUUGUUUUAACGUGACAAAGUUUAUUUUCAAUGGUUCAACUCUAUGUAAAGUGCUUUGCUACGUUUUCAUAGGCAUUUGCUUGUCUGCCCAAGAAAACGAAACAUGACAAAUAA
Messenger RNA from Poecilia reticulata (guppy), 2449 nucleotides. RefSeq names its product TNF receptor superfamily member 13B (gene tnfrsf13b). Gene Ontology annotation, cellular component: plasma membrane. The record is from RefSeq and is a predicted model, not a curated record. Lineage: Eukaryota; Metazoa; Chordata; Actinopteri; Cyprinodontiformes; Poeciliidae. Gene Ontology annotation, biological process: negative regulation of B cell proliferation; hematopoietic progenitor cell differentiation; B cell homeostasis.